Messenger RNA from Vicugna pacos (alpaca), 3629 nucleotides. Lineage: Eukaryota; Metazoa; Chordata; Mammalia; Artiodactyla; Camelidae. The record is from RefSeq and is a predicted model, not a curated record.
UCCUGUAUCUGCUCAGGAGGUAUUGGAGCGUAAAGUGAGUCACACAGCUACGUCUGGGCGUGCCUUCUGCCUCUUCUCCACUCCCUGUGCCACUUCCUGAGUUCUCUGAGAAGCCGUCCAGGAAACAUGCUCUUGGCGGCCCCCACCUUCCCCUCAGCAAUCUCUGUCACCUCCUAGACCACUGUCCCUGCAGUUUCUCAGAUAGCACUGAGGCUGGGGCUGCGGACAGAGAGCUCGGACCUCACAGCAGCGGCUGCUGCCCUGGCACAGGCGUGAGCAGGAUCCUAUGACCAGCUGCCCCUUCCAGCCUAUGGUGAUGGAGCCAAGUGAUUCCUCUCGUGUGGACUCUGAGUUUCGAUACACCCUCUUUCCGAUAGUUUACAGCAUCAUCUUUGUGCUGGGGGUCAUCGCCAACAGCUAUGUGCUGUGGGUCUUUGCCUGCUUGUACCCUUCCAAGAAAUUCAGUGAGAUAAAGAUCUUCAUGGUGAACCUCACCGUGGCCGACCUGCUCUUCCUGGUCACACUGCCCCUGUGGAUCAUCUACUACUACAACCAGGGCAACUGGAUUCUUCCCAAAUUCCUGUGCAACUUGGCUGGCUGUUUCUUCUUCAUCAACACCUAUUGUUCAGUGGCCUUCUUGGCUGUCAUCACUUAUAACCGCUUCCAGGCAGUGACACGACCCAUCAAGACUGCUCAGGCCACCACCCGCAAGCGUGGCAUCUCUUUGUCCCUGAUUAUCUGGGUGGCCAUUGUGGGUGCUGCAUCCUACUUCUUCGUAUUGGACUCCACCAACACAGUGCCCAACACGAUUGGCACAGGCAACAUCACACGCUGCUUUGAGCAUUACGAGAAGGGCAGCGUGCCGGUCCUCAUCAUCCACAUCUUCCUCGUGUUCAGCUUCUUCCUUGUUUUCCUCAUCAUCCUCUUUUGCAACCUGGUCAUCAUCCGCACGCUGCUCACACAGCCAGUGCAGAUGCAGCGCAAUGCAGAGGUCAAGCGCCGGGCACUCUGGAUGGUCUGCACGGUCUUGGUUGUGUUCAUCAUCUGCUUUGUGCCUCAUCACAUUGUGCAGCUGCCCUGGACCCUGGCUGAGCUGGGCUUCCAGAACAGCAGCCUCCAUCAAGCUAUUAAUGAUGUGCAUCAGGUCACUCUCUGCCUCCUUAGUACCAAUUGUGUCUUAGACCCCAUCAUCUACUGUUUCCUCACCAAGAAGUUCCGCAAGCACCUCAAAGAGAAGUUGUACAGCAUGCGCAGCACCCGGAAAUGCUCCCGGGCCACCACAGAGACGGUCACCGAUGUGGGCAUGUCGCUUAACCAUAUCCCUGGCAGUUCCCUCAGAAAUUAGUCCCUGACUGUUGGGGCUGGGCACAGAGGCUUAUCCUCCUUGGACAUCAUGGACUGACCUGGGGAAAGAAGGGGUGUCUGCUGUGGUCUGGGCAUGUCCUCCCUGGUCACUGGUGGCCUAUUAGGUAUAGAGGCUCUAUCACCAAGGUAGGGAUGGUGGCAGAGCCAGACUGCUGGAAAAUCCAGAACUUUAGCUGCCUUUGGACACAUGCCAUGAUAACCUUGGCUGCUACCCUCCUCCUGAACGCCUGAGCGCCUGAGCCUGAUAGCUCUGGGAGGGAUGUCAGGGCCAGGGGCAGUCCCUGUGGACAGACUCGGAGCCACCCAGUUUAGCCUUCCAGGGCAGCAGUCCCAAAUGAGUAUGGCCUAAAGUUUUGGGCAACCACUCCUUUUAUCACUAAAAAGGCCGAGAAGGGGUUUUGGGAAAGGGAUGCCCCCUUGACUGUGUGGCACUGCCUUUGGGACAAACUUUUGAGCGAGGAUGAUGCCACUCAGUCUCCAUCCACAGGCACAAGGUCUUUGUGACAUUUCUUAGGGGAAGUGGCUUGGUGGGACCUUCUUCUGACUCAUGCAACAACCUGUCCUGAAUGGUGACCAGAGAAGAGAAAAUAUGUGUAGACCAAAAGCUAAGAUGGGGAACCUGUCUCCGGAGGCAGAUGUGUCUUUCUGCACAGGCCUGGAUCAGUUCUGGGGCAGAGGGUGAGACACAAGUGCUCCAUCUUUCCAUCUCAACAAGGGACCCUGAUGAAAUAACUCCCCAACUGUGGGUGGGCAAAGGAUCUUCAAAGCCACAUUGGGGCCAUUUGGGCCACUGCAAGGCCCACAGGCUUCCACGGGAAAGGACGCUUAGGCUGAGAAGUGCCAGCGGGUGGGUGAGGCCUCCAGAAUGGAACUGUCAGCUCUUCUCUCCCACCUCGAUUUCUAGGCGGCCCCUCCGGAUUUAGUUUCCAGGAGGUGAGAGGAGCAUCUAUAAUCCCAAGGGCAGGCAGGCGCUUUGGACUCUGGGCACAGAAGAGAAGGGAAAACUUCUCUUGAGGAUCUCUAGAUGCCUGAGCCUCCUUUUGCUCCCUGAGUGCCUGCAGUGUGAACUUGGCAGCCUCAGGCCCAGGGGCUUGGAGGAACCUUCCCUGCUUUCCAGAAACCUUCCUGCCUUCCAGCAAGUGUCCCCACAAAGCCAGGAUCCUUGUUUCCUGCUUACUGGGCUGAUUCUGAUAAAUGCCUCCAAAUGGACUGGUAACCUGCUUAGGUCUGGGAUGGUAGCCGUGGGCUGGACUUAGCGGAUGGUGACUAGGUGAAUAGUGCAGCGUACUUGAACUUUGGUGUCCCACAGACCCAGGUUCAAGUCAUGGCUUUGUCACUUCCUACUCAGGGACUGGGAGCUGAAUUUCCUACCUCAUAGAGUUGUUAUGAGGAGCAGAUACCUCUUGGUCAGGGCGACUGCUCAUCCCAUAUUGUCCCUUUUUCUGAGAAUUUGUCCCCUCUCAUCCUCUGACAAGAGCUAAAGGGAUAGAAGGUGAGCAUCUGACUCUUGUGGUCCAGUUCUCUCUCAGGAGUAAGCAGCAAGAUUCAGGGAUGCUCUUUCAAGCUCUGUAGGCCACUUGCCUGAAGACAUAAAUUCUGGAGGUGUGUGUGUGUGAGAGAGAGAGAGAGAGGGAGUGUGUGUGUGUGUGUGAGAGAGAGAGAGAGAGAGAGAGAGAGAUGUGUAUUUGUGGCUGGCAGGGAGUAGGUAUCUGCAUUAACAUAGUAGAGGAAAUAGCUCUGCUCAGAGAGGAGAGGGAGAUGUGCAGAGCAAGGCAAAGACCAGAGAGGGACCACAGGGACCUGGAGAGAGGAGGGAGUGGUGCUUCCAGGGCCUGCUGGCUCUCUUCCUCCUGGCCCAGCCCUUCUCAGAGCUCCACUUCUGCACUCCUUCCUUUGGGUCCUUGUGAGAUUCCCCUGUUAAGAUACAUGCCCUUACUUCACUUAAGCUGAUUUGAGUAUCUAUUACUUGCAACGAAAAGAGCUCUGAAUGCAAUAGAUGCUCAUAUGCUGACGCACAGUGUUUGUUGAAUUUCAGUUGUUUGUAUACCCCCUCGUAAUUUUUGCACUAUCCGUGUGUCAUCUGUCUGUUUACUCAAUAAAUAUUUUUCUUGAAAUCAAGUCACUUUUAAAAACUUAAAACUAUUUAGUGUCUACAUCUAUCAAGAUUCAUCAAAUUGUGCAUCUGAAAUACAUGUAGUUUACUGUGCAGGAAUCACACCACAAUAAAUGUGUUAAAAACAAAACAAAACAAAACAAAACAAAAC